AUGUAUGGGAAAAAACUCGACGAUCGAGAAGCUGACAAGCCAUUGCCUCCCCACUCGAAAAAGAUGCGAGAGCCACCACCAAGCCACGAAUUCAGUUAUCGAUGGUUUCGAGGACCAACUCAUGAUCCUUGCGCUUACGAAGGAUGUCCACGACGAAACUCCUUCAGCCCCCAUGAUUGGUCAUUGCAUGCAAUCGGAGGAUCUGGAUGCUCGUUACAGUGUGUAUCGACUCAGUCGAGCCUGUUCAAGUGUACUUUCUGCAACUCUAACUGUUUUGUCAGUGCGUGGAAAACUCAGUACACGGUACCAAAAGAUAUGCAGCAGCAGAGCCGAAAUAACACACCGAUUCGACAGCGUUCAGGAUCAACAGGCAGCAACGAUAAUGAUGAUGCUCGAUCAGUUGGAUCAUCUGGGAGUCUGGGUCGAAUGAAUGGCAUGAAGGCUUCAGCGUCAACACCUGGAACUCCAAGAGGCUAUGUCGGAGGCUACAAUUCUUUUGGGGACUACAACGCUGAUCUAAAAGGCGAAGAGUGGAUAGAAAUAAGUCGAGACCAGAUAUACAUUGCCGGUCCAGAAGAUAUUGGAAGAAAGCUCAAAUUAGAAGCUGCAGCUUACUCUUCUGAAACUGGGGAGCUUCUGAUGCAUAGGGUGGUGAAGACGGAUCUUGUUUUAUCUCGAGCUCCAGAUCCAUUGAAGAGGAGUUUUGUCACAACCAAAUCUGCCAAUGGGGCUUCAGGAGGUGCGAGAUUCAGAAUUGCAACCUAUAAUGUGCUUGCAGAGAUUUAUGCCACACAACAGCAGUAUCCUUAUUGCGAUAUCUGGGCUUUAUCGUGGGAGUACAGAUUUCAGAACAUCAUGAGAGAGAUCAUAGAUGCCUCUCCGGACGUUAUAUGCUUACAAGAAGUGCAAGCGGAUCAUUAUGAGAAUCAUCUAUACGCAGCUAUGAGCGAUCAAGGCUUUGAAGGUGUCUACAAACAGAAGACCAGACAGUCUAUGGGUUUGGCUGGAAAAGUCGACGGCUGUGCACUAUUCUGGAGACGAACCAAGUUUCAUCUCGUUGAGUCAUACAGCAUCGAAUUCAACGAGCUUGCGCAAAGGCAAGCCACCCAAGUCCUUGGUCUAAGCUCUCGAAGUGAAGAGACAGUGUCUUUCUUGAAUAGGCUCUCGAAAGACAACGUCGCUCAACUUGUCGUGCUUGAGCUUGCACAGCCUACUCAUGCAAGCAGAGCAAAUCGUGACCCAAUUAAUCAAGUUUGCAUUGCAAACACACACCUUUACAGUAAUAAAGACUUUCCAGAUGUCAAGCUCUGGCAGGCUUGGCAGCUGUUGCAAGAACUCGAAAACUUCGUGCUGAGUCGGGGAACAAAUCUUCCACUAAUGAUAUGUGGAGACUUUAAUUCAACCCCAGAUACAGCUGUGUACGACUUGCUUGCCCGUCAGACAGUUCAUCCAGGUCACCCAGACGUGAAUAUUACAGUUGGGGAUGAUGUCCCAAAUGUGUUACCUGAUCCCAUGAAUAUAACGCAUUCCUUCCAGUUGGGUAGUGCGUAUCAAACGGUGCUUGGAGAAGAGCCUAUCCAAACAAAUUACACCACCAACUUCAAGGGGGUUCUUGAUUAUGCAUGGUACUCCGUCCAAAACUUGCGCCCCAUCUCUGCAGCACCCAUUCCUGAUGAGGGUAUUCUCACCCGACAUGGUGAAGCACUGCCAUCAACAGAGUUCAGUUCUGAUCAUAUCAUGCUGAUCUCGGAUAUGCAAAUUCUAGGAAAUUCACGGCCGUCUUAA
Molecule: messenger RNA, 1785 nt
Organism: Cylindrotheca closterium
Lineage: Eukaryota; Bacillariophyta; Bacillariophyceae; Bacillariales; Bacillariaceae
Source: the annotation of a GenBank genome assembly